Molecule: messenger RNA, 3649 nt
Organism: Mastomys coucha (southern multimammate mouse)
Lineage: Eukaryota; Metazoa; Chordata; Mammalia; Rodentia; Muridae
Gene: Znf786
Product: zinc finger protein 786
Exons: 7
Coding region: 1-3465 (1154 amino acids)
Biological process (GO): regulation of immune system process; regulation of cytokine production; negative regulation of transcription by RNA polymerase II
Source: RefSeq, a predicted model, not a curated record
AUGCCUCCUGAUGCCUUCAAGGUGGUCCUUGAGCGUCUGCUUAUAGCGGAAGCUCCUUCCGCACACUGCACAGGGGUAUGGCCGCUCGCCUGUGUGAAUGCGCUGGUGCUUCAUGAGGUGAUGCUUGCGGAUGAAGCUCUUGCCACAGUGUGGACACUGGAAAGGCCGCUCACCUGGACGCUCGCCUGUGUGGAUCAUCUGGUGACGAAUCAACGCAGAGUGGCCAUUGAAGUCAAUGCCACACUGAGGGCAGGAGAAGGGGCGCUCCUGUGCAUGUCCCCUCUGAUGAAGCAGGAGACUGAUCUUAAGGCUGAAGCUACGACCACAUUGCGGGCAACGGAAGGGCCUCUCAGUAGCAUGAGCUCGCCGAUGGCUGGUGAGUCGAGCCUGGUCAGCAAAGCGCUUGGGACAAUCAGGACAGAGGAAAGGGCGCUCAGUGCUGUUGUGGACCCGAAGCGCGCCAGCCUGCCCCGGUGCCACGCUGCCCGCGCUCGCGCCGUGCGUACGGACACACCUUGGCUUCUCCCUUCGCCGCCUCGCUGGGGACUGUCCCUCCGCCCCGAGCCAACGACAGCCCUCCCAGCUGUACCGAACGGCACGAGACGACGCCGCGGCCAGCGUGUGGGGGUGAGCAACGUCAGACCCGGGUCCCCCCCACCCCGGCGUCGCCCGGCGCUGCGGUCCGCGGUGGCCCUUCCCGGCCAGCGACCGACCGUCGCAGACCCGCGCGGGCGACAAGGCCCGUGGCCGUGCCCAGCCCCGGUCCCCACCCCCGAGGCCCGGGUGACAGAGACGCCCGUGCAUCAGCGCCCUUACCGGAGCGGCGGUCGCCUCGGCCAUGGCCCUCCGCUGCCCGGUCCCGUCCCGGGAGUCGCCACCACACGCAGGCCCGGCGGCUCAGUGCGCUCAGCGGACGGCGAGAAGCGGCCUCGCGUGGCUCGCUCUGACAGCGCUCGCGCGGCAAGCCGGCUUCCGGGGGGCGCGGGCACGCCGAGGAGAGGAGAAGCUCGCAGCCUACGCCGCACCGGCUGCAGCCGCCCCUUCGCUGGCGCUGUGUGGGCAGUGAGUGCGCUCUGUCUGCCUAGACGCGCCCCCCUCCCCUCCGGUCGGUCCUCCCGGGCCAGCGCGCCCCCUGGCGGCCCCCGCAUCUGGAGCGCCCUCCCAGAGUUCCCGCUGACUUUUGAAGAUGUAGCCAUUUACUUCUCUGAACAAGAGUGGCAACACUUAGAGGCAUGGCAGAAGGAACUUUACAAGCAAGUCAUGAGAACCAAUUAUGAGACGCUCAUCUCUCUAGAUAAUGGACUGCCCAAACCAGAACUAAUAUCCUGGAUCGAACUUGGGACGGAACUCUUCGGCAACUGGGGAGACAAACGGAAACUAGACAAAGGAAUUUGUUGUUGUGUAGAUGAUGUGCAUGCAUAUCUGGUUAUGGAGGAGCAGUUACUUGAGAGUAGCCAGCAAGCUACGAUGUCAGGAAAAAUCACAUGCCAUUUCCAGUUGAAUCCUCUGGAGAGUCAGCAUGCCUUGGGACUUGCUUUAGGACAACGGGAAGAAGCUUCUCUCAGACACGAUCAAGGCAUCAGUCUCAUAAACAAACAAACACACCACCGUGAGGCUUUGGAUUCAGUGGUGCAGAGCUCCAGUGAGGCUGCCCAAAGAAAAGUACUCUCAAGUCACAGAACUCUGUCUCUCCCUGGCUUGCAGAGAGUUUCCUCUUGGCAGAGUACCCACCACUCUUGUCCAGUCUGUGGGGAAAACUCUUGGGAGAAGAAUCACUUAGUGAAGCAACAAAAGGGCCACUCCAAGAGCCUAUCAUGUAAGGUCUGGAAGUUCAGCAGACAGGCUGAUGCUAAACAUCAGUGGAACAUCUCAUGUCCCGAAUGUGGGAAGAGCUUCUGCCUGAUGCAGAACUUGACGAGACAUCUAAACAUCCAUACAAGGAAGAGACCACUCCAGUGCCCUAAAUGCAAAAUGUGCUUCCAUCAUGAGCAUACCCUUUUCAGCCACCGCCAGCACCCCAAAUGUGACACGAGCCUCCUGACGGAUAGCAGUGUUCACCUGUGUCAGCAGAUUCAAGAGAGUCCAGCCUUCUGGAGAGAAGAUACCAUUGUGCCUUCAAGACAGAAGUCAGGUCCCAGUCAGGACUGCCAUGACUGCUGCCACAUGGGUAGCCAGCCGAAGGGCCUGCAGUGUGGCUGCAUCCUAGGUGAGGGCAGACCCUGCUUAUGCGGAGAGUGUGGCAAUUGUUUCCUCUCACAGUCUAAGCAGGCAGGUAUCUGCAGGGCACACACAGGAGAAAAAUCCUUUCAGUGUCCAGAAAGCCACAAGCGCCUCUGCCUGAGAGGCCUACAGGAUGUCCACCAACAUGUGCAUAGUAGAGAAAGACCAUUCUUCUGUAUAAAGAGUGGUCAGGGAUUCACCAAACAUUGCAGGCUCACAGAACACACCCGAAGCCUCAGCGGGGAGAAAUCUCUCUGGUGUGCCCAAUGUGGAAAGAACUUCAGCCAAAAGGGACAGCUACUGAGGCACCAGCGGCUUCACCUAGAGGAAAAACCCUUUCAGUGCACAAUGUGUGAGUUGCGUUUCCGUCUGAAGAGCAGGUUGAGGGCCCACCAACUACAACAUGGUGGAGAAAGGCCAUUCUCCUGCAGCGAGUGUGGCCGAGCCUUCACCCAUCAGUGCAAGCUCCGUGAGCAUCUGAGAGUGCACAGUGGAGAGAGGCCCUUUCAGUGUCCCGAGUGCCACAAGAGCUUCCGCCUGAAGGGCGUCCUGAAAGCCCACCAGCGCACCCACAGCAAGGAGAGGCCAUUUUCUUGCGGGGAAUGUGGCAAGGGCUUUACAAGACAGUCUAAGCUCACAGAGCACUUCCGUGUCCACAGUGGAGAGAGACCCUUCCAGUGUCCCGAGUGUGACAGGAGCUUUCGCCUAAAGGGGCAGCUGCUUAGCCAUCAGCGCCUACACACAGGAGAGAGACCUUUCCAGUGCCCGGAGUGUGGCAAGAGCUACCGUGUGAAGGCCGACAUGAAGGCGCACCAUCUGCUGCACAGCGGGCAGAUGCCGUUCUCCUGCCAGUGUGGGAAGGGCUUUGCCAAACAGUCUAAACUCGUGGAACACAUGAGGACACAUACAGGAGAGAAGCCUUUUCAGUGUCCCCAGUGUGACAAGAGCUUCCGGUUGAAGGCUCAGCUGCUCAGCCACCAGGGCCUACACACAGGCAAGAGACCUUUCCACUGCCCCGAAUGUGACAAAAACUUCCGAGAAAGGGGUCACAUGCUCAGGCACCAGCGUAUCCACAGGCCCGAGAGGCCCUUUGCCUGCAGUGACUGUGGGAAGGGCUUCAUUUAUAAGUCCAAACUGGCUGAGCACAUCCGAGUACACGCAAAAUCCUGUCAGGUUCCACGUGAGCCUGACAUUAAGAAAAGGCUUAGCCAACUGUUUGCAAUGAUAGAGGCUGACUGGAGUUGAGGUAGGUAGGAGGUCAGCUCUAUGGGCAAAACUUAAUUGCCAGGGCAGCCUGAAGAACUGUGGCUAAGCCUACUGGGAAGCAGGUUUUAGGAACAGGGGCUCUACUCAUCUAAAAUUUAAAUUCAAAAUGGGAGACUAUGAAGAAUUUUCUUUUUUGGGAUACCACCAAUUAAAUCCUCUCCCU